This is a messenger RNA of Drosophila ananassae, 3014 nucleotides long. RefSeq names its product E3 SUMO-protein ligase PIAS1 (gene Su(var)2-10). The coding region runs from base 224 to 2143 and encodes 639 amino acids. The record is from RefSeq and is a predicted model, not a curated record. Gene Ontology annotation, molecular function: zinc ion binding; SUMO ligase activity; transcription coregulator activity. Lineage: Eukaryota; Metazoa; Arthropoda; Insecta; Diptera; Drosophilidae. Gene Ontology annotation, biological process: protein sumoylation; regulation of transcription by RNA polymerase II. The transcript has 8 exons.
GAAAUGCGUUAGCACAUUUUUGAGGUAUGCUGUGAUCGAUUGUUUGACAACCCUAGUCGCACUGUUUGCGACGCCGCGUAAAAUUUUGUGACGAAUUCGGAAAUAUUUUUAUUCGCGCUGAAAUAGUUAUAUUUUUUUGUGUGGAACGCGUCCCAGGCAAAUGCUCUCGUGUGUGCAAGCGUUGCUGACUGCGUAACUCCGCCGAAGACAGAAAAUAACAGUAAUGCGAAAGACCCGCUCGCAGACGGCUCGCACGCAGGCGGAAAAUGCCGCAACUUCCAACAUCGCCGGCCAGCAAUCAUCAUCGUCUGCGGUCUCAGCACUGAGCACCUUUGAUACGAGCAAAUACAAGGAAUGUGAGCAGAUGGUGCAGAUGCUCCGAGUGGUAGAGCUGCAAAAAAUCUUAUCGUUUCUGAACAUCUCCUUCGCUGGCCGAAAAACCGAUCUGCAGGCACGCAUCCUCUCGUUUCUGCGCACCAACUUGGAACUGCUCGCCCCGAAGGUGCAGGAAGUCUACGCCCAAUCCGUGCAAGAACAAAGCCCCACCCUGCAGUACUUAGAUCCAACCAGAAUGUAUUCGCACAUGCAGCUACCGCCUGCCGUGCAGCCCAAUUCCGUGGUGGGCAGCCUGGUAGGCGGUGGCCCCGGCGGUCAGGUGCCGGGUGCCCAGAUACCAGUGGUCGGCGGUGCACCAUUUUUACAUGCGCACAGUAUCAACAGCCAGCUGCCCAUCCAUCCGGACGUGCGGCUGAAGAAGCUCGCCUUCUACGAUGUGCUCGGCACACUGAUAAAGCCUUCGACGCUGGUGCCUCGCAACACACAGCGUGUCCAAGAGGUGCCUUUUUAUUUCACACUAACGCCGCAACAGGCCACCGAGAUAGCCUCCAAUCGUGACAUCCGCAAUAGUUCCAAAGUAGAGCACGCCAUCCAGGUGCAACUGCGUUUCUGCUUGGUAGAGACCUCGUGCGAGCAGGAAGACUGCUUUCCGCCGAAUGUCAACGUAAAGGUCAACAAUAAGCUGUGCCAGCUGCCUAAUGUCAUUCCUACAAACCGGCCUAAUGUGGAGCCAAAGCGUCCUCCGCGUCCCGUCAACGUGACCUCCAACGUCAAGUUGUCGCCAACGGUCACAAACACCAUUAUGGUGCAGUGGUGUCCGGAUUACACCCGCAGCUACUGCCUGGCCGUCUAUUUGGUAAAGAAGCUCACCUCCGCACAGCUCCUACAACGUAUGAAGACUAAGGGUGUCAAGCCGGCGGACUAUACCCGUGGACUAAUUAAGGAGAAGCUAACUGAGGAUGCCGACUGCGAGAUAGCCACAACAAUGCUCAAAGUAUCCCUGAACUGCCCGCUGGGCAAAAUGAAAAUGCUGCUGCCGUGUCGAGCUUCAACUUGUUCGCACCUGCAGUGCUUCGAUGCCAGUCUCUACCUGCAAAUGAACGAGCGCAAGCCAACCUGGAAUUGUCCCGUCUGCGAUAAGCCGGCCAUUUAUGACAAUCUGGUCAUAGACGGAUAUUUCCAAGAAGUGCUGGGCUCCUCGCUUCUCAAAAGCGACGACACAGAGAUUCAGUUGCACCAGGAUGGCUCGUGGAGUACGCCCGGACUGCGGAGCGAAGCGCAGGUCUUGGACACACCUUCAAAGUCUGUUCAAAAAGUAGAGGUCAUCUCGGACGACAUAGAACUUAUCACAGAUGAAGCCAAGCCGGUAAAGAGUGACUUGGCUGGAAUUCCGGAUGAUCAGCCAACCUCAACGUCGAACAGUGAAACUGUUGAUCUGACGUUAAGUGAUUCCGAUGACGACAUGCCACUGGCCAAGCGUCGUCCUCCUGCUAAACAAGCUAUCGCCAGUUCCACGUCGAACGGAAGCGGCCAACGUGCUUACACUCCGGCCCAGCAACCGCAGCAAUCCGACUCCCCCGACCAGCUGGUGGCCCGACAACAUUCGCCCGAGAUGCUCCAGCCCGGCCUAGAACAACUCGAACAACCGGCGGCGACGGCGGCAGCCGUUCAUGCCACUCUUCUGGAGUCCCUGGCGGCCGCGGUUGCGGAUCAAAAGCACUUCCAACUGUUGGAUCUGGCUGCAGUUGCGGCUGCUGCUGCUGCCACGGCCUCGGCAUCGGGGCAGGGUCACAAUGCCGGCCCAUAGGCAGAGAGUAUACGCUUCUCAGUAGCACACACACCUCCCGGGCAUCCCACCACUGUACAUCAAACAUCACACGUCCCACAUCUCGCAAUAUGGUUUUCUCUGCUUUCGCUUAUCACCUCCUUAUCGCCCAGAUCGUACCUCAGAGGCUAUUGUCAUCUCCUCCAUCCGUUCAUCUGCAUUGCAUUCUUGUGGUGGCGCUCUUAAAACCGACACUGACGUUCGCAAUUCUUGUGUUCCAGGACGCAGACAUUACAGGCAGGCUUUAUAGGAGAGAGAGAGAGAGAGUGAAAGUGGGAGUCCUGAUCCCGAUCGGCCAGAUUGUUGUCUGUCUUGGCUUGACCCUUCGCCCUUUAUUCUUUUUCUGCGGUUCUCAGUCUCCACACACGACCAACAAACAACCAAGCAACCAACCACACAAACAAACCUAAUUAUAGAACUUGAAACAACUAGCAUACGCAUUCAUUAGAUAUUACCAAUAGGCAAACGCAAUUAAUUUAUUUUCUGUUAGACAUAGAAAUGCAGAACUGCAAGAGCAAUAUAGCAUUGGAGCUCGGAGACUUUAAGCACGACUAACACACACACUAUGAUUAAGCCCUCUCCUAAAACCCGAUGUUAAUAUUAAGUUCCGCCAAUGCAAGUUGGGCCUCGUAUCCUACGCCAGAAGAAAGAAAAAAAAAAAAGUAAGAAAGUGCGGCAGCCAGCCGUGCAGCACAGCACAGCACCGACCUCUAAGCUAUUAAGUUAUUUAAAAAUUAUGUAACUAAGGACAUGAAGCGAAUAGUACAGCGGAUUAGUUUGCGACCAAUUGCCUGAAAACAACAUCAUAGACAAAUAUGAUUAAACUUGAACUUGUAUUGGCCAACCAAACCCA